AUGUGUUCAACGCUGUUAUGUCUCACUCUUGCAUACACUGUGCCUCCCCCCCUCCGCCCACCCCCCCUCUUCCCCACAUCCCGUGCUGGUGCGAGCAACAAGCUGAACCGCAACUAUCUCACAGGCAUGGUGCUGGCAGUGGGCUCAGCCGUGAAGUCCCUCAACGUGGCGGGAAACUUCCUCUCGGGCACCUUCCCCACCGCCGCCCUCACCGCAUGCGACGCGCGCUCCAACUGCUUUGUGGACGCCACCAAGUGCGCCAACACCAACGGCACUGCGCAACGCACCACUACCGGCUGCAACAUCUGCUUCUCCACCGGCACUGCCGACGCGCUGUGCGGCGGCGGCUACUGCAUGCUGGAUGCCAUCGUGCCGGCCGGCGCCGGCACGCCCAACGCGGAGGGGCAGGCACUGCUGCCCAUGUUCUGCCAGGGCGGGCCCAUCGAGAUUAACAUGCGCGGCGCCAUGCUAAACCUCAAGGCAUCACUGGGAGUGACGUUCACGGACUGGACUACUGCGUCGUCAUGCACCAUUGCAGGGCAGAGCCCCGUGGCAGGCGCGUGGUCCAAGGUGGUGUGUGACACGGCCGGCAAGGUCAUCAGCAUAGUGUUGGAGAGCAGCCUGCUGCAGGGCCGUCUGGCCUACUUCACCACGACCUUCAAGGCCCUCACUGCGCUCAAGCUCUUGUCAGUCGCCGCUGCUUGCCACCUGGAGUCCUACGCCAUACACCAUGUCUUUUACGAGCCAGUAUGCUGUCUCAUGGCCUGUCUGCCUUGUCCGUGUGCUCACCACCCGCCCGCCACAUGCUGUAUCGCCCUCCCUCUCAGAGACGUGAGCUACAAAUACCUCACGGGGACCUUGCCUUCCCUUGGCACAGCGCUCAAGAACCUGCGGAUCGGAGGCAACUGGCUGUCCGGCAACAUCGGCACGCUCAGCGGCGUGAUGUGCUCAGCCCUGUUCAACUGCCUGGACACCCAAGGCAGCUGCACCAGCGGCGGCAAUCAGCAACGCCCUGCUGCCGGCUGUACCAUCUGUAGCAGCGUGAAGGCGGAGGUGUUGAUGUGCAGGGGAGGGCUGUGUGUGCCUGACGCCACAAGUGCCGUGGCGAAUGGGGAGUUCCGACGCUGUCCACGCCCUACUCGCCCCUCCGUCCUAUCUCGACCACUCUACUCCAUUCACGGCACUGGGCGACAUCAAGACGGCGUUGGGGGUGACGUUCACGAACUGGGUGGCGCCCACAACGUGCUCAAGCCCAAGGCGGCGCUGGGCAGUGGCAGCGUGGCGCUGACGGACUGGACGGUCACGGACGGCUAUUGCACGGUGGAGGGGCAAACCCCCGUUGCCAGCUCGUGGUCCGGCCUGCUCUGCAACUCCCUCGGCCAACCCGUCAACCUGGAUCUGAGCUACAACUUCUUCAAAUGCCCCACCCUGCACUACCCUGCCCCGCCCUGCCCCACCCUGCCCCACCCUUCCCCACCCUGUCCUACCCUGCCCAACCGCGCUGCCCUCUCCUCCCAAGCGAAUCCCAUCCACCCCUAUCCUCGUGCAUUUCCCCGUCCUCUUUCCAUCCGCGCUGCUCCCUCGGCUCUAUUCUUCUCUUACCUCUCAUCUGUCGUGCGGCCCCGCCCCCAUCACUGCCUCUUGUGCCCCAUGCUCCUGCUCCCGUGCCCUCCCUCGUCCCAUACUGCCAUCCCUUGUCCCUUCUCAUUCGCCCUCCCCCCCUUUCCUCCCCACCACCCUACCUGCAGCGAGCUGAACUUGAACCCGCUCACCGGCACGUUCCCCGCAACCAUCUCCACCGCACUCAAGCGCCUACUGGUGGACCGGAACUUCAUAGCAGGCACGUUCCCAGCCAACAGCGCCACCUACUGCACCGCCUACGGCAACUGCAUUUCCACCUACACCACCUGCAACUCGUUCUACCCCAACUCGCCCGUUGGCAACUGCAAUAUCUGCCGCAUGACCAAUGUGCUGGGCACGGCAUGCAUGAGCAACCCAUGUGUGCCCGUGACACCAUCGCCCAUCACAGCCACCAACAGAUGGGACCCCAUGCCCACCAUGCGCUGCGUCCCCGUGCCCAUCCAAGCCACCCAAGGCAACCCACCCAUUACAUGA
This is a messenger RNA of Closterium sp. NIES-65, 2115 nucleotides long. The record is from the annotation of a GenBank genome assembly. NCBI's taxonomy places the organism in Eukaryota, Viridiplantae, Streptophyta, Zygnematophyceae, Desmidiales, Closteriaceae.